This is a messenger RNA of Alligator mississippiensis (American alligator), 4968 nucleotides long. RefSeq names its product endoplasmic reticulum to nucleus signaling 2 (gene ERN2). Gene Ontology annotation, cellular component: IRE1-TRAF2-ASK1 complex. Gene Ontology annotation, molecular function: RNA endonuclease activity; protein serine/threonine kinase activity; ATP binding. Lineage: Eukaryota; Metazoa; Chordata; Crocodylia; Alligatoridae. Gene Ontology annotation, biological process: IRE1-mediated unfolded protein response; protein phosphorylation; intrinsic apoptotic signaling pathway in response to endoplasmic reticulum stress. Bases 37 to 2937 code for a protein of 966 amino acids. The record is from RefSeq and is a predicted model, not a curated record. The transcript is spliced from 22 exons.
GCCCCCGUCGGGCCGCACCGCGCAGCGCGCAGCGCCAUGGGCCGGGGCCGGGGCCGGGGCCGGGGGCCGGCGCUGCUGCGGGCGCUGUGGGCGCUGGCGCACCUGGCGCAGUGCCUCGCCGGCAGCUCGGUGACAGUCCCAGAAACACUGCUCUUUGUAUCCACCCUUGAUGGAAACCUUCACGCUGUGAGUAAGAAGACAGGCGAGAUCAAGUGGACCCUGAAAGAUGAUCCCAUUCUUCAGGUCCCGGUGUAUGUGGCAGAGCCAGCAUUUCUCCCAGACCCCAACGAUGGCAGCCUCUACAUCCUGGGAGGCAAGAACAAGGAAGGCUUAAUGAAGCUCCCAUUCACCAUCCCGGAGCUGGUCCAGUCGUCUCCGUGCCGCAGUUCGGAUGGGGUCCUCUACACAGGGAAGAAGCAGGACACGUGGUUCGUUGUGGACCCUAGGUCUGGGGAGAAGCAGACAACGCUGUCGACAGAAGCCUGGGAUGGCCUGUGCCCCUCCACCCCGCUCCUCUACAUCGGCCGCACCCAGUACAUCAUCACCAUGUAUGACACCAAGUUGCGGGAGUUGCGCUGGAAUGCCACCUACUCCGACUACUCCGCGCCCGUCCUGGACGAGGCCUACGAUUACAAAAUGGCCCACUUCUCCUCAAGCGGGGACGGCCUGGUGGUGACCCUGGACAAGGAGAGCGGCGAGAUGCUGUGGAUGCAGAACUACGGCUCCCCCGUGGUGGGGAUCUACACGUGGCACCAGGACAGCCUCCGGCGUGUGCCCCACCUCAACGUGGCCUUGGAGACGCUGCGGUAUCUGACCUUCCACUCGCAGGACAUCCGCCUCAAGUGGAGCUACCCGUCCGCGAAGGACUUCUCUUCCACCAAGACCCAGCUGCUGCCGACGCUCUACAUAGGGAAGUACGCGGCCAGCUUCUACGCCCUGACCUCCCUGGUCCACGAGAGUGUGGCGCUUGUGCCCCAGGGGAUCACGCUGGCUCGGAUCGACGGCCCCACCACGGACGAUGUGACGAUGAGGGAAUCUGGCGAGUGCGAGAUCACCCCCAGCACGGACGUCAAGUACCCUCAGGGCAGCAUCUCCUCCCUGCACAACCAGUGGCUCCUCAUAGGGCACCACGAGCUGCCUCCUGUGGUCCACACCACAAUGCUGAGGACCUUUCCGGAGAUGCUGAGGAAGACAACGGAAGCCAUCAUCCCCAAGAGCUCCCCGGCCAGGACUCUGUUUGAUGAGUUCCUGACCCCAGAGAGCAUGGAGGAUCCUGCUGGCAGGGGCAGCGAGGGGCGCUUCCACUUGGACGCCAGCCAGCCAGAGCAGACCAAGAUCUACCCGGAGCCGGGCAGCAGGGACCUCGUGGGUGUGGGUGUUGCUACCGUCCUGCUGGGCAGUGGGAUCCUGUUCCUCUUUCUCCGGGUGCAGUGGGAGCAGCACAAGGCGCAGCAGCAGCAGCAGCAGCUGGAGCAGCGGCUGGAGGAGCUGCUGUCCCCGGGCCGGGUCUCUGGGGAGAAUCUCUUGUUGCCGCCCAAGGAGUCAGCAAGCGGGACCCAGGAGAUGGCAUCGCAGUCAUCCCAGAGCUCUGGUCCCUCCUCUGUGCAGAGUGACCUGGCCAACGGGAUGGUCUUCCAGGGUCUGCCCGUGGCUGAGGCUGCUGAAGACACAGCACUGGAUGUGAUCACGGUCGGGAAGGUUUCCUUUAACCCUAAGGAAGUGCUGGGCCACGGCGCGGGGGGCACCUUUGUCUUCAGGGGCCGGUUUGACAGCCGCGAUGUGGCUGUGAAGCGCCUGCUGCCUGAGUGCUUCUACCUGGUGGACCGGGAGGUCCAGCUGCUGCGGGAGUCGGACGAGCACCCCAACGUCGUGCGCUAUUUUUGCACGGAGAAGGACAAGCAGUUCCACUACAUCGCCAUCGAGCUCUGCUCUGCCACGCUGCAGGAGUAUGUGGAGAACCCCAGCUUUGACCGCCGCAGCCUGGACCCUAUCACUUUGCUGCAUCAGACCAUGUCAGGCCUGGCCCACCUCCACGCCCUCCACAUCGUUCAUCGGGACCUGAAGCCGUGCAACAUCCUGAUCUCGGCCCCCAACAGCCAGGGGCAGAUCCGGGCCAUCCUCUCGGACUUUGGUCUUUGCAAGAAGCUGCAGGGCGGCCGGCACAGCUUCAGCCUCCGCUCCGGCAUCCCGGGCACCGAGGGCUGGAUCGCGCCCGAGCUACUGCGGGAGGACCCCAAGGAGAACCCCACGUGUGCAGUGGACAUCUUCUCAGCCGGCUGCGUAUUCUACUACGUGGUGUCGGGGGGGCAGCACCCCUUCGGGGACAGUCUACGGCGCCAGGCCAACAUCCUGUCGGGCACGUACCUACUGACAUGUCUACUGGAGGACACUCACGACAACAUCGUGGCACGGGAGCUGAUUUCGGCGAUGAUCAGCAGUGAGCCUCAGGACCGCCCUUCAGCCCCCCUGGUCCUCAUGCACCCCUUCUUCUGGAGCCGGGAGAAGCAGCUGCAGUUCUUCCAGGACGUCAGCGACCGGAUCGAGAAGGAGCCUGCCGAGGGGCCCGUUGUCACUGCCUUGGAGGCGGGGGGCCAUGCGGUGGUGAGGAUGAACUGGAGGAUGCACAUCUCUGUCCCGCUGCAGACAGACUUGAGGAAGUUCCGUUCGUACAAGGGCAGCUCCGUGCGCGACCUCCUGCGGGCCAUGAGAAACAAGAAGCACCACUACCACGAGCUGCCAGCAGACGUCCAGGAGACGCUGGGGGCUGUUCCUGAUGACUUUGUUCAGUACUUCACCUCCCGCUUCCCCAGGCUGCUGCUGCACACGCACACGGCCAUGUGGAUCUGUGCUGGGGAGAGGCUCUUCCACUCCUACUACUACUGGGAGUCGGGAGACCCUGGGAAACGAGCGGAGAAGCUGCUGCUGGGUCAGGACUGACUUGGAGGCUUGUGCAGCCCAGCAGCAUCUCAUUGGCCUGGUAAGGGGGAGCCUGCCGGGCUGAGGCUCCCACCAGAUAGCUCUUGCCCAGCACAUGCCCUAGUUUAAUCCUUUCAGCAGAGGUUUCUGCAGGAUGUAGCACAACUAGCAGCACAGCUUGCUGUCCCUGCCGCCUCCCCAAGCUGAGCUGGACGGCAUCUCCCUGCCCCUGCCACUGCCUGCUGUCCCUGUGGUGGGAACUUGAGGGGCUUUCCCUGAGGCUCCUGGCUGGGAGAGCUGGGUCCUGACCAGUUCUCCAGACCUUCCUUUUCCAAGGCACUUGCUCCAGGUUUCAUUUGUGGGCGCACAGAGGAGCCCUGGCUUUGGGGCUCAUGCACUCGCAGUGCAGCUGUCCAUUGUACUAACAGGCCCAGUGCUCUGCAGACUGUCAUAUAACAGUGCCCGGGAUGGGGCCAGUGCUGGCACGGGGUUCACAGCCAAGCCCCAGAGCCAGUCUUGCAGGCCCUCUUGCAUCUGCUCUUCAACCCUGCGCCAGGCAGGUGUCCAGGUCCCAGAGGCUGGAGGAGGACUGGGCUUGCCUUGAGGCAGAGGCCAGGCCCUUCACCUUGGCAGGACUCUUGCUGAGCUCUCUGGAGUCUGGGCACUGGUUCUGUCAGGACUCGGCUUGAAGACCAGCAACGCCGGUGCCUCCCUGGGCCCAGACAGCAGCGGGCCGGAUCGGAUGCCACUGGUCCCUCUGGGUCUCUCCCUGCACCUGUUGAUCCUGAUCCUGGGGCCAAUCCAGGUGCAUUCUUGGAAAUGAGGAACAUGCGUAUCAAAGGGUGGAGAGCCUCUAGCAAGCUACAGCCAGGGCUGUGCCAUCUUUGGGCUUGGACCCUGGAUGAAGUGGUCCCAGGGCAAGCUCAGCUGCAAGCGUCCAGGCACAAGCGCAUGUGCAUCAGGGCAAGGCCUGGGAAGCUUUUAUCUGAAACAAAAUGUGAUUUUAAGCUUGGUGGCACUGGACAGUCCAGGCCAGAGGACGACCACGGGCAGCGUGAGCCAUUGCCUGCAGAGCUGCAGGCUGGUGGCUGGAGGCUUUUACCAUUUUUUAACCCAAAACCAGUUUUAGUCUAUUUUCUUGCCCCUCCCAGAGGCCUGCCCCUGGAGCACGAGCAUGGGCUGCAGCAUGGCCCCCUGCCCCUGUGAGAGCAGUCUGAGACAGCCAAUUUCUUGGUGGCAUUUGCUCCCUUCCGGGCCAAGUGCCUGGGUCCAUCUCUCUGUGCCUCUGCUCAUGCCACAGCUCAGGUGUCUUCUGGCUGACCCAGCAGUGUCUGCCUGUUAACCAGAUGAGGAAGCCCGUGCGGUGUUUCCCGAUUAGUCACAGGGCUGCAGCUGUUUGCAGAGCAGUUCCCUAGCAGAGGACCCUCCCUGGGCUCAGCAGGCUUCUGGGCACACGGAGAGGCAUCAGCUGCUCAAGACCUCUUGGCUGCGAGACAUCUUCGUGGCUGCUCUUGGUCUGGCGUCUCUCCAGCGAGCGAACAGCCUCUGCCGACCAGGACUCCCGCGCAGAGUCACAGGCAGAGGGUUUCCCCGGGGGUGGGAAGUGCUGUGUUUGAAGAAUAGCAAGAGCGGGCAGAGGCUGCUGGGGCCUUCCACUUCCCUGGCACGUUACAGCCUGAAAGCCCCAGAAAUGCCCCUGUGGGCACUCCUAUUCCCCAGAGCCUGAGAGCGCAGCCCUAUUUCUGCAGAGUCUCAAAACUGGCCUGAUGUCAGCUCUGCCUCCUCGAGACCUGAGAUCCCGCAGCUUGUAGACCUCUCUUGCUACUGCAGCUGACACUGCCGGGCAGACCUGGCUCUAAAUGCACCACCGUCUUCCCGCACACUUUUCUUUCCUUGGGUGAUGGUUUUGUAUGUUUGAUUGUGGUUUUUCUCCGGGUGUUGGGGCUGGGCUUUAGGUAACAAUCAGUUUGUACCUGCUGUACUUACAGAGCAUUUUAUAUGGCAGAGAAUAUUUUAUAUACAAUGCUGUAAAUAAAAGAUUUUAAAAGUUCA